CAUCAAUCAUUCGCCGACCCCGUCCAUCGUAUUGUUCUUGUACUUCCAUGAGAGAUAGCGAAGUCCUAGCAAAUUGUAUUCAUUCGAUUUUUAUACUAGUAGUGAUAGUGAACGGUGCAGUCGAUGCUUGACGCAGUACCUGUUCGGAAAUAGUUUCUCAUACCGGGAUGAAGCAACUGACUUUGAUUUUAUUGCUUGCCGGCUUGCUAGUUGCGGAAAGCGCGAACAUAUUGGGCAUUUUUGUGAGCCAAGGAAAAAGUCAAUUUAUAUUGGGGGAGAGGUUGUUGGGGGAAUUGGCGAAAAGGGGACAUAAUGUCACUCUUUUGGGUAAACACGUACCUGAAGAAAAACAUGAAAAUUUGCACUUAAUUCGUGUCAGUUUAAUUGAGGAAAAUCCUGUUGAUUUAAUUUCGUGGGAAACACAAAAUGAUUUUGAACAUAUCAAAUCUAUGUAUGAUCAUUGGCUUCAGAUGACAGAAGGAUUGUUUGUUGAACAACCAGUUAAGGAUCUAAUAAAUUCAAACAGUACCUUUGACAUGGUUAUAUUCGAAGCAUUUGGAACUGAAGCCGCAAUGGGUUUUGCAAAGCAUUUUAAUGCUUCUUUGGUUGUAUUUAAUUCUUUACCAAUGAAUGAGUGGUGCAGCAACUUUAUUGGAAAUGUAAGAUUACCGUCUAUAACACCCUAUAGCAUAACCCAGAAAACCAGCACAAUGACAUUUUAUGAACGUCUCAUAAAUACUUUACAUUUUUUAUACGACAUGUACCAAAAAGAGUAUGUAUAUUAUCCACAGCAGCAGACAAUAUUAAAACAGAACUUUGGCAAGGAAAUGGAUCUUUACGAAGUUAUGACAAGUACGAGCUUCCUUCUUCUGAAUUCGCAUCCUCUCAUCGCUGAACCUUCUUUGCUCACUAGUGCUGCUGUAGAAAUUGGAGGGUUCCAUGUAUCUACUAGAAAGUUACCUAACGAUAUCAAGAAGUUUUUAGACGAUGCUAAGCAUGGUGUAGUUUUAAUUAGUUUUGGAACCAACGUUAAUAUGGAAAAAUUUUCAAAUAAUACAAUUGAGAGUUUGCUGAGAGCUAUUCAAAAUCUACCGCAGCGGUUUAUUUGGAAAUUUGAUUCGCUUCAAGUUCCUAAUAAACCCGAUAAUUUGUUGGUAUCAAAAUGGUUACCUCAGUCGGACAUUCUUGCUCAUCCAAACGUAGUCGCAUUCGUUUCCCAUUCUGGACUUAUAAGUAUCAUAGAAUCCAUACACCAUGCAGUACCACUGGUUGUUGUUCCUAUAUUCGGUGAUCAACAUAUGAACGCCCUUAGAGCUGUUCAGAACGGUAUUGCUGUUAAAAUUGAAUUUUCUAAACUAGAUGGAGAAACUCUUGUUGGCGGACUUCAGAAAAUCUUAAAUGAUAAUCAGUAUCAAAAGAAUGUCAAGAAAAUCUCCAAGAUGUUCAGAGACCGAUCCGUUCAUCCAAUGGAUUUAGCAGUGCAUACAAUCGAAUAUGUCUUGAAGUAUAAUCCUGACAGGUACUUUAGAAGCCCCGCAUUAAAUCUUUCUUGGUUCCAGCUCUACUUACUAGAUAUUAUAUUUGUUGUUAUUGUAGUAAUAAUGUUACUUAUAAAGGUUUUAAAAAGAGAUGUGCGAAAUAAAAAAGUGAAGGCAUCCUAAACAUAA
Diabrotica balteata is the source of this 1667-nucleotide messenger RNA. The record is from the annotation of a GenBank genome assembly. Lineage: Eukaryota; Metazoa; Arthropoda; Insecta; Coleoptera; Chrysomelidae.